This is a messenger RNA of Vitrella brassicaformis, 2470 nucleotides long. The record is from the annotation of a GenBank genome assembly. Lineage: Eukaryota; Vitrellaceae.
CCGUCGUGUCCGUGGUUUGACCAACCUGUAAUCAAGAUGAGUCUUCUGAGGUGAGCUCGAUGAAACUUCGUGCAAACUUUGGAUGUCUUUUCGCUGGUUCGUGUGUUUGCGAUAGUAAAAUAGCAGAGAUUGAGGCCGAGAUGGCGCGAACGCAAAAGAACAAGGCCACCAACUAUCAUCUCGGUCUGCUCAAGGCAAAGCUGGCCAAACUGAAGCAGCAGCUAGUAGGUCAUGGUUGGUCCCGUCAUCAUUCAUUGUGUGGAACUGUGUGUUGUGAUGGUUUGCAGAUAUCCGGCAGUUCAGGCAAGGGAGGUGGCGGUGGCACUGAUGGUUUUGAUGUGACCAAGACAGGCGACGCUCGAGUAGGCCUCGUCGGGUUUCCAUCCGUAGGGAAGUCGACUCUCCUCAAUAAGCUCACGGGUCACGCUGAGAUGGCUGCGUCAGAGGGAAGCAUGCGAUAAUGCGCUGCCACCGUCGUCUUCGUCGUCUUGCAGGCACGUAUUCUGAGGUGGCGGCCUAUGAGUUCACGACCCUUACCUGCGUCCCAGGGGUCUUCAAAUACAAGGUAGAGAGCAGCGGGAGCCCGGCUCUGUCAUCUUCAACUCUGCCUCCCUCUUUCCCUCUCCGUCGCAGGGCGCCAAGAUACAGUUGCUUGACCUUCCUGGCAUCAUUGAGGGCGCUAAGGACGGCAAAGGACGGGGUCGUCAGGUCAUUGGUGUAGCGCGGACAUGCAGCCUCAUUCUCAUCGUGCUGGACGUCAUGAAGCCACUCACUCACAAGAGGAUCAUCGAAAAGGAGGUGGAGGGGUUUGGCAUCCGGCUCAACAAAAAGCCGCCAAACAUCACCAUCACCAAGAAAGACAAGGGAGGCAUCAUUAUCACCACCACACAGCCACUCAAGAAGAUCGACGAUGAGACUAUCAAAUCGAUCUGUCACGAGUAAGAAUACCAGCGCCAGUCGGUCUCACCGUGGAUGAACAUGUGUUGUGUCACCGUGCCACAGGUACAGGUGAGCGAGCGACCGACUGUGAGACGCACGCAUCGACGGAAGGCAUGUAGUCGUGUGACAAGCCUUGUCCACUUCUCUGAGCUGUAGAAUUGGCCACCUCAAUGCGUGUGUGUGAAUGCAGGAUAUCGAAUGCCCAGAUACAGAUCCGUUGUCAGGCGACGGCAGACGACCUGAUCGACGUCAUAGAAGGGAACCGCGUCUAUGUCCCGUGCAUAUACGUGCUCAAUAAGAUCGACCAGAUCACUAUCGAGGGUAUGUAUGUACGGACGUAUGUAUGUGUGCAUGCACACAGGGGCCUCUGAGAGAGAGAGAGAGAGAGAGACCCGUUGCACCACAUCCCCGCUUCGGGAGCUUCUUGCUUGUUGGUUGCUGCAGAGCUGGACAUAUUAUCCAAGUGCCCACACUACGUGCCCAUAUCUGCGCACCAUGAGUGGAAUUUGGAUGGGCUGAUUGAGAAGAUAUGGCAGUACCUCGACCUCGUCCGCAUCUACACAAAACCGAAGGUACGAGUUGGGAUGGGAACGGGAGACGCCACAUGGCAGGCAGACAGGCAGGCAGCGUGGACGGACGGACGGACGGACGGACGGACGGACACUUAAGUGCCUUGCGAUUGAUAUCCCUUCUGUGUGUGUGUGCCCCACGUUACACAUACGAAUACAUACUUACAGGGUCAGAUUCCCGACUACAACGCACCUGUCAUUCUGAAAAGUGCUGAGACCAGAGUCGAGCACUUCUGCCUCCGAAUCCACAAGACACUCCUCGCGCAGUUCAAACAUGCUCUUGUGUGGGGCAAGUCGGUGAAACACAACCCACAAAAGGUCAGCUGCCUCAGCCAAAAGCAAACAUCUAUAGUUCAUGAUUCAUGUACGUAUGUGCUCACGGCUUCCUUCCCUUGGCCACUGCCCUGAUGUGCUUGAUGUGCAUUAAUGAAUGGCAAUGCAGGUCGGCAAGGAGCAUGUCCUUCAGGUCAGUGAGUCUGCCACUAAUUUCCGUCCGCUGUGUGUCAGCGGUUCAUUCCUUGGCUUGGGUGCGUACACGUGUGGCUGUGUGUGCGUAGGACGAGGACGUUGUCCAGGUACAUGUGGCCGAGGGCGAGAGGGGGCUUAGCCUGCCAAAACGCCAUGCCGACCGAUGUGUUAGAGUCUCUUCCCUCCUGCGUGUUGUGUUGGCCUGGCUGGCCUUUCGGUUGAUGCAGAUCAUCAAGAGAUGAAUGCCACAUGGCGUGUCUGUCGAGUCAGUCGAUCGAGUGGCGAGCAAGACAAGACACGCAUAGGUGUGUAUUUGUGCUUUGUGGGUUGGUUGGUUGGGUGGGUGGGUCACUCACUCACUGACUUACAGACUCGACUGACUUGUACAGCCGCGUGUACAUGCAUGGCAUAGAGGCGAAUCGAUGUUCAUGGAUAAAGUAUACGUUGACCAAUCCAACAACAAAUGCACACAACACAACACGAGUGAAUGAAUG